AUGAACACGAUUGCAGGAAAAAGGCCACCUGCUCCUGGGCAAAGUGAAUCAGCUCCUAAAGAUAAACGUCUCAAGACAAUUGCUUGUGACCGUUGUCGUAGACGAAAGGUGCGCUGCGAUGGUGGUGAUGGCUAUAAUCAAGUGCCAUGUGAUUACUGCACAUCGGUUGAGCUGGAGUGCACAUAUAGUCGAAAUGUGAACUCUGGUACUGCCCAGAAUUCUUCAAAAUCAAAUGCGAAGAGUCAAGAUCAAGCGACAACAAUUCAUGCCUCAAAAUCUAAUAACACCAAACAGAGAACCACAAGUGCACGCCGAAACAAUUCUAUGAAAAGUCAAAAAUCACCCAUGACAAAUACAACUUGGGAGAUUUCAAGUGGAAACUCUUUAUUAACAACAGCAACAUCUUCAAGCGCUUUUCAUCCUAAUGAGCCGAAUCAAAUUAGAAGAAUUAUUCCACAAAGUCUUCCAACCUUUGGUACACGAAAAAAUGAAUUUGGUUACGCAGUUCAACUUUUGACGGAAGUAACAGGUCAACAGGAGGUAGCGGUGCUCCGCGAGCUUAGUCCUUAUAUAUCUGUUCCCCAAGAGGAACAACAUCCUCCACCCCCCCAAGAUUCCAUUCAAACCCAUGAAUUCAAUGAAAACCUUGUGCAUCUUUAUUUUCGUAAUUUUCAUCCAUUGCUACCAGUUUUGCAUAAAGCAUAUUUUAUGGAGGGACUAAAACGCAGACAAAAACCAAUGAAUCCAUUGUUAUUGUAUGCCGUCUACGCGAUUGGUUCCACCUAUUCAGAUAAUCCAAACGUAAGAAAAGAUCCCAGUGAUCCGACAACUGUCGGACAAGAAUUCUAUGAACGUGCGCAAGCUCUUGUCACCAGAAACUUUGACACGCCGCGUUUGUCUACAGCCACCGGAUGUUUUUUAUUGGGUAUAUUUGAUGCAUUGAGAAGCUUAAAAAGUAGAAUGUAUGUUGGAAUGGCAACUACUUUGGCCGUUACAAUGAGAUUUCAUGAUAAAACUGCGUCGGAAAAUUUCUCUAAGAAUGAAAAAGAAGCUCGAAAUAAGUUAUGGUGGGCAAUUAACAUUGUAAACCAUCUUACCUGCGUUGCCCUGAAUCAACGUUCAGUGUUUGAGGAUAAGCAUAGUACGAUCGACUUGCCGGCAGAUACUCAGUCAGCUCAAGAUCAACUUGAAACACACAUAAACACAUAUUUCGAGCAUUAUUCGAAAAUCUCUAAAAUUUUGUAUGACAUAUUGGAGUUCGCUUUAAACCCAGCAAAUGCAUUGGACACAGCAACUUUGGAAUUAGAGGAGAGAUUGAGAGGAUGGCAAGUUUCUUUGCCUCCAUUUCUCCAGAUCGAAAAUGCACACCCAUUGACCUCUAGUUCCGAUGAAACUACGAUUGAGCAUCUGCGCAUCUACUUGUGCAUUUUAUAUCAUUACGCGAUGAUCCGAAUUCAUUAUCCAAAUAUUGAUUCAAAGAAUAGCAAAGAUAUCUGCACUAAUGCCGCAAAUAAAAUCACCGCAUUCACCAAUGAACAUUUAGUUUUCCUCGUCAAUAGCAAUCAAUUCAUCGCUCAAUGUGCAUUGUAUGCUGGAUAUAUUCAUCUUCGAAAUAUUCGUGAUGGGAAACCAAAUGACUCUGAAUUGGCAAAAGAGAAGACAUUAGAAACAAUGUUAUUUUUUCAGAAAGUAGAACAAGUUCCUUCACUACAUUUCUUAAGCACUGCCAUGAAAGAUUUAAUUGCUAUUUUCGCUUCUCAGUUGAAAAAAUAUUCAACUGGCGAUGAACAUACAAUGCGUAUUGUGAAUAGUGUUUUGGAUAACAGUGGAACUAAUUCGUCUUCGUCUUCCACACCACAAAUUAAUAAUAAUACCACUGGUUAUAUCGGCUGGACUAACGAAUCUAAAUCAAAUUUAGAUCGUAUAUAA
Messenger RNA from Ambispora leptoticha, 1929 nucleotides. The record is from the annotation of a GenBank genome assembly. Lineage: Eukaryota; Fungi; Glomeromycota; Glomeromycetes; Archaeosporales; Ambisporaceae.